AUGGGUCGUGUAAAGCAUCAGAAUCCUCGUCGAAAUCACUAUCAAAAUAGGAAUUUUAAUCCGAAUUCUUCGAAUAACAACAUGAUUCAAAUAGGACAACAUGGCUUUUUCAUCACAUUCACCGCAUCGAAAGAAUCCUUUGUUCGUAACGAAGUUUACAAUUUGCUAAAUCGUUUCGCUGAUCAAUUAUUCGGACCGGAAUUCGUCGAGGAAAAACAACUUGACGUCAACGACCUCAACGACUUAGACUCCGCAUUAGAAAGCGAGACAAUGAAAUUAAAUGAAACAAAGAAAGCCGUUCGUCGCUUUCGAAUCGUCAAAUCUGGUACAAAGCAUUCAUUUUUCGUCAAUACAACAUUAUCACUAACGUCCACGAAUCAAUUAAUCGAAAACAUCUUUCAAACGAGUAUUCAAACUAAGGAACAACAUAGUCGUUAUAUCGAACGUUUAUUACCAAUUGCAUUCGUAUGUAAAGCUUACGAUGAUGAUUUAAGAAAACUGAUUAUUAGGAAAGAAUUCGUCGAACAUAUUCUAUCACUUAUCGAUGGAAAUGAUAAUCUAACGGAUAAUACGAUUUGGUUUGAUGUGCAAGCGAAAAAAUCCAACAAUACGCAAGUGAAAUCGAGUCAUUUAGAAGAGAUUCUUAUCAGCGAUCUAAUCUCUAGAAAGGCAGAAGAUUUAAAUGGAACAACUCUUAAGCGUGAUUAUAAAAAACCUCAGAUACUGAUCUUGUUGCACGUAAUUAGAAAUGUUAUACUAAUUUCUAUCGUAAAACACUACGAGCUGUUUAAAAAGUACAAUCUUGCAUCGAUCAAUUUGACAACAACAGUUGGAGAGAAAGUCGAAGAAGGAGGAGAAAAAGAAGAAGAACAACAACAGCAACAGCAAAAGAAGAAGAUCACAUUCGAUGACGAUGACGAUGAUGGAGAAGAAGAAGAAGAAGAAGAAGACGGAGUUGAUGAUGAUAAAGAAGAAACAAAAGACAAAUAA
This is a messenger RNA of Adineta ricciae, 990 nucleotides long. Lineage: Eukaryota; Metazoa; Rotifera; Eurotatoria; Adinetida; Adinetidae. The record is from the annotation of a GenBank genome assembly.